GGCCCACCCCCUCUCCCCAGUCCCCACACACCCCUCGCCCGCCCUCGUUCCCCUCCUCGCCAGUCGCCUCCACUCCCAUCACCGACGACGUGUCGAGGCGAGAGCAGAGGGCGAGUCCAAAGUCUAGGGUUCCCGCCGCAUCGGCACGGGCAUCGCACCGCACCCCGAGGGCGCGGGCACGGAGGAAGAUGGCGCGGCGCGGGCGCGUGGAGCUGCGGCGGAUCGAGGACAAGGCGAGCCGACAGGUGCGCUUCUCCAAGCGCCGCGCGGGGCUGUUCAAGAAGGCCUUCGAGCUGGCCCUGCUCUGCGACGCCGAGGUCGCGCUCCUCGUCUUCUCCCCCGGCGGCAAGCUCUACGAGUACUCCUCCACCAGCAUAGAAGAUACAUAUGACCGCUAUCAGCAAUUUGCGGGAGCAGGAAGAAAUGUGAAUGGAGAUAACAACGAUAACCCAGACGUAGCUGCUUCAGAUUUACAGUCGAGACUUAAGGAGAUCGCAACAUGGUCUGAACAACACAAUGCUGAGGAGUCAGAUGCCAAUGAACUCGAGAAACUAGAGAAACUCCUGGCAAAUGCUUUGAGGAACACGAAAACCAAAAGGAUGUUGGCAAAACAAAACAAUGGUGGUGCCGGUACAAGUACAGGCAACCAGAACAGCAACGGACCUAGUAGUCACGAGUAAGGAGUGGCUUUGCUCAGCACAGAGUGUGCAACUGACAAAUGAAAUGGGGCGUGCAUCUGUUGCUGACAGUGCCGCGUAGUAUUGUUAGGCAGCUAAGGUUUGUCAAGGUUAGCUGAGGAAGGGAAGUUCAAUAACAGGAUGCAGAAAUGGUGUCGUCCUUGCCGAACCAGACCCUGUUAUGUUGUCGCACCUUGUUUCUUUUCCUAGCAUUGUGCCUGCUGCUUGAUGUUUGUACGGGUUGUGAGUCUGUGAGAUGCUUCAUGUUUGUUUGGAUGUGUCAACCUGCUGUGACCCUCGUGGAGCCUGGGUCUCACGCUACUUUUACCAGGUGUGGUAUGCAGAAGAAGUGACGCUGUAUAAUUAUGCAAGUUUCUGGCAGAUUUCAAAUUUUCAAUCCAGUAGUUACUCCUUCUAAUGGUACAGGUUGGCAUGAUUUCAUCUGCAAAAAA
Sorghum bicolor (sorghum) is the source of this 1129-nucleotide messenger RNA. RefSeq names its product MADS-box transcription factor 51. Gene Ontology annotation, biological process: positive regulation of transcription by RNA polymerase II. The record is from RefSeq and is a predicted model, not a curated record. Bases 189 to 680 code for a protein of 163 amino acids. The transcript is spliced from 5 exons. NCBI's taxonomy places the organism in Eukaryota, Viridiplantae, Streptophyta, Magnoliopsida, Poales, Poaceae. Gene Ontology annotation, molecular function: RNA polymerase II cis-regulatory region sequence-specific DNA binding; protein dimerization activity; DNA-binding transcription factor activity, RNA polymerase II-specific.